Messenger RNA from Dioscorea cayenensis subsp. rotundata (Guinea yam), 429 nucleotides. RefSeq lists its product as uncharacterized. The transcript has a single exon. The coding region runs from base 1 to 429 and encodes 142 amino acids. Lineage: Eukaryota; Viridiplantae; Streptophyta; Magnoliopsida; Dioscoreales; Dioscoreaceae. The record is from RefSeq and is a predicted model, not a curated record.
AUGGACAACCUUGAACGUAGGAGAUGCAAUCGGCUUCCUACUGCGACGUGUGUCUUGUGUCACUUGGCAAUUGAAACUAUGGAUCAUCUCUUUUUUCAGUGCUCAUUUGCUAGACAUAUUUGGGGGUAUUUUACUCGCCUGUGCCAGCUUCCGGAUGCCCCGAGGGACCGGAUUGCUGUUUGGGGCGAUUGGCGUGCUGCGGUCAGACCGACAUGCCGGUUGACCGGGGAUCUUAUUGUCAAAGCAAUUGUGUGGUCGAUUUGGCUUGCUAGGAAUGCUUGCAUUUUUAAUGCUAUUACCAUGUCUUCUGACGCUAUUCUGUACAAAAUUGAUCACCUGCUCUUAUUCUGGUUCUCUUCAGCACCUGAGGGUACUCGGGAGAAGCUUGACUUCGCGACGUCGGCCAUUCAUCGCAGUCUGGAGUUCUAG